Gymnogyps californianus (California condor) is the source of this 3012-nucleotide messenger RNA. RefSeq names its product polypyrimidine tract binding protein 3 (gene PTBP3). Bases 805 to 2472 code for a protein of 555 amino acids. The record is from RefSeq and is a predicted model, not a curated record. NCBI's taxonomy places the organism in Eukaryota, Metazoa, Chordata, Aves, Accipitriformes, Cathartidae. Gene Ontology annotation, biological process: mRNA processing; regulation of RNA splicing. Gene Ontology annotation, molecular function: mRNA binding. Gene Ontology annotation, cellular component: nucleus. The transcript has 16 exons.
CUUUUUGCUUUCUUUUUCUUUUUUUCUUCUUUUUUCUUUCUUUCUUUCUUUCCCAGCGGGGUUGAGGGCGCGUUUUUUUCCGCGCCGAUGCUCGCGGCUGGCUCCUCUCCGGCAGCGAGGGCAGUCGCUCAGCGCUGAGGUGGAAGCGGAGCGCGGGUGCCGGCUCCGGAUCGGGAUGUGCCGGGCGCUGGUCCGCGGGGCUCGGGCUGCUCUCCCUUAACGCCCCGGUGCUCCGGGGUGGAGGUGGCAUUCGCCUCUCGGAUGCCGCUUGUUGGCGGGUUUUUAAUCUCAUGAUAGAGUUACCCGUUUUAACGUGUUAAAAAGCCCUUUGGCGCGCUGCUUUCUUAACGGUGAGUGAGGGUCGUGACGAGUUUUUGGAGAUGGCAGUUUCAUGUGGUAACUUAAGUUCUGUACCUCGCGUCUGGCGGGUGGCUGUCUGUAGCAGAAAAAACGUGGGGGGUGCUGCUGUCUGCUGUGCCGCUGGUGCCUGAUAGAAGUGCACAUGUGGAGGUGAACUGAUUGACAUCUACUCUGCAACGUUAAUCAAUAAUCAGAAUGAUUAUUCAUGUAGUCCUAAAUGCUUUUUUAUAGACCGCACUGAAGGCCUUAAGCACAUGGUCUGUGGAUGUGACUUUCACACUGGAAUAAGAGGCAGCAUUUUUGACACUGUGUUGCAGAGUAGCCUUCUUGAAAAAUGCAGAGAUUUCUUCUGUUGAAUAAGUGCUAAGUUAAAAACAAGAUGAAACCCCCCCAACUGGAGUUACAGCAGUGUCGUGAUUUAACCCCAGCCAGCAACUAAGCAUCAUGCAGCCGCUCCCUCACUCCUCCCUGCUCCCAGUGGGAUGGGGAGGACAAUCGGGAAAAAAGCGUGGACCUGACGAGCUUCUUUCUUCUGGUGUCAGUAACAGGCCUUUUACCAUGAACAAUUCUACUCAAGCUACAGAUAAUGGGAAUGACAAGAAGAAAUUUAAAGGAGACAGAUCGCCAUGUUCCCCUUCACGUGUCCUUCAUCUCCGUCGAAUUCCAAGUGAUGUUACUGAAGCAGAAGUCAUUUCAUUAGGCCUACCUUUUGGGAAAGUAACCAACCUCUUGAUGCUAAAAGGAAAAAGUCAGGCAUUUUUGGAAAUGGCUUCUGAAGAAGCUGCUGUUACUAUGGUGAACUACUAUACUCCUGCUACACCUCACCUCCGCAGUCAGCCUGUUUAUAUUCAGUAUUCCAAUCACAGAGAACUUAAGACUGACAAUCUACCUAAUCAGGCUAGAGCCCAAGCUGCAUUGCAAGCUGUGAAUACUAUGCAGUCUGAAAGCCUGGCUAUUGCUGCUGAAGGUGGGCUCCUUCCAGGUCAAGGUUCUGUUCUUCGAAUCAUUGUUGAAAAUCUUUUCUACCCUGUCACUUUAGAAGUGCUGUAUCAGAUUUUCUCUAAAUUUGGAUCUGUCUUGAAGAUUAUCACCUUCACCAAGAACAAUCAAUUCCAAGCUUUGCUCCAGUAUGCUGAUCCAGUGAAUGCAUAUUAUGCCAAAAUGGCUCUGGAUGGCCAAAGUAUCUACACUGCAUGCUGCACUCUGCGUAUUGAUUUCUCCAAGUUAACUAGCCUUAAGGUAAAGUACAACAAUGACAAAAGUAGAGAUUUCACUCGCCUUGACCUUCCUUCUGGUGAUGGCCAACCACCCCUGGAGCCACCCAUAGCUGCUGGAUUUGGCACCCAGAAUAUCAUCUUCCCAUCAUAUGGAGGGGCUAUUGGGUUUGCCCCAGCCAUGGGCUUUGCUCAAGGUGCUGGUGUUUCAGUUCCAGCUGUUCCUGGAGCACUUGGUUCUCUCGCAGUCACCACAUCUGCAGCGUCUGGACAGAUGACUAUUCCUGGUGUUACUGGUGUUCCAGGAAACUCUAUUUUACUAGUCAGCAACCUCAACCCUGAAGCCAUCACACCACAUGGACUUUUCAUCCUGUUUGGUGUGUAUGGUGAUGUGCAUCGUGUGAAGAUCAUGUUUAAGAAAAAAGAAAAUGCUUUGGUUCAGAUGGCAGACGCAACCCAGGCUCAAUUAGCUAUCAGCUACUUGAAUGGGCAGAGGCUUUAUGGAAGGGUCCUCCGUAUUACUCUUUCAAAAUAUCAGACAGUUCAACUUCCUCGUGAGGGACAGGAGGACCAAGGUCUGACGAAGGACUAUAGCAAUAGCCCUUUACAUCGCUUUAAGAAGCCUGGCUCUAAGAACUUCCAAAAUAUCUUUCCUCCAUCUGCCACUCUGCAUCUCUCCAACAUCCCGCCUUCCGUUACUGUUGAUGAUCUGAAGAACCUUUUUGCAAGUACGGGAUCUACUGUGAAAGCCUUCAGAUUCUUCCAGAAAGAUUGCAAAAUGGCUCUUAUCCAGCUGGCCUCUGUGGAAGAAGCAGUUCACGCUCUCAUUGAGCUUCACAAUCAUGACCUUGGAGAAAACCAUCACCUCCGAGUUUCCUUCUCAAAAUCUACAGUCUGACUUUUCUGUGAACUUUCCUUUUAAGAUUUUAAAGUCUUAAAAUUUCAGUUAAAUCUUCAAAUAGAGACUGAAACAGCUGUGACCAGCUGUCUUUUAAAAGAAAAAGCUCGUUCAUACACAAAGAAUUAAGUUAUGAUCUUUUCUGAUUUCAGCUGCCAGUAUGUGAUCAAAGUUUAAUAUUCAUCCAUACAAAGAUUCUUCUGUGAAACUGCUUUCGCAACAAUAUUUAUCAUCAAAUUUCCUACUUAAAAUUAUACUUUUAGAACAUCCUUUUAGCUUUUGUUUGAAAUCAGCCUUACAAAACAUUUUAAAGUGCUUUUACAAUAUACCAAAUAAAGAGUAUUUCUAACAAAAUGGUAAAUCUACUCUACAAAGAUUAAACACUAAUUUGAAUGUGAAAUAGUGCUUGGGUUUCUUGAAGAAAAGCAAGCAUUGACUGUGAGUGUCCUCUAAAUAGUAUUUAUGUUACCAGGGUGUGUGUUCGUACUUUGGCAAAUCUUUACAAAUAACUUUUUUUUAAAAUAAAAAGUCUGUGCUGUU